CAAUCUGAUACUCUAGCAUUUAUUUCGUUGAAUGAAACUUGCAAACAACAUCUACUAAGAAAUUUCAACUUGCGAAAAUUUGCGAAAAUUUACAAGCUCACUAGAAUGAUUAACUUAAAUUCAGAAAAUAUUUUGAUUAGUGUAAGUAGGUACCUAUUGUAUUUAUUUGUCUCCGUAACACUCUGUAAACAUGUACAUAAAUGUGAAAAAGAGGUGUAGGUAGGUACAACCGAAGAUUAGAUUAAAUAAAAUAAAAAAUCUCACAAUGAUGUCACAACUACAUAUAAAAUGAAAAAUACCAUGAGACGAGAUUCAAAAUAGAACAUGACGAGUCAAAUAGGUACAUACAAUAAUUUCAUACCAUGUUCAACAGUUGCAGGAAGAUUUUGUCACCGCCGCUAUUGAGUUCAAAAAAUGGGGAAAGUGCCCAGAGGAGCAGUUCGCAGACAAAUCAUUGCUUUGAUUCCAGUGUACAUGAACGUAUUUAUGAUGGGAUGUGGGAAUGGUUGGCUUCCAAAUGCGAUAUACUUCAUGAUGAUAGGACAAGAGGUGCAUGCGACGUCUACACAAUGCGCAAUGAUUGCAUCAUUCAGUGAAUUAGGAAGAAUCAUAUUUGCCAUACCGGCAGGAAUCUUGGCAGAUAAAUACGGAAGGAAGAAAAUAACAAUAGCCAUUAGUUUCUUACAUUUUUUCAUAUGGUUGGGCGUUUCAUUGGAUACAUCUUUAAUAACAAUUUAUGCAGGAAGAUUGAUCGUAGGAGUAGCAACAGCUCUAGUCAACGCCACAGCCCUAACAUCAAUAGGAGAAAUAGCAUCACCAGAAAUUCGAGGCCAGCUGACCAGCAUAUACCAAAUUUUCAUGAACGUUGGAGCAAUAUUAACAGGAGUUAUAAGUGCACUAUUUUCCUCGUAUAAAUUACUUUCCUGGGGCAUAGCAUUUUUUUCAACCGUAAGUUUGUUACCAAUGCUGUGGGUCUCAGAAACACCCAGUUUUCUAAUCACUGUAUCAAAACUGGAACAAGCUAAAACCAACCUUCAAAGAAUUAGAAAAGGAUACAGUGAACGUGAAAUAGACGAAGAAUUUGAAAAAUUGAAAAAAUACAUCGAAGAUGAACGAAUUCGUAAGAGUCAAGUCAGUUGGGCAAAAUUCCUCAAAUCUAAAGCAAUUAGAAAACCAUUAUUUUCCGGAACGUUAUUAAAUUUUUUUUCAAUGUUCACCGGAGGAGCUUUAAUUGCAACUUACAUAACUGCAAUAUAUCCAUCCAACGACUACGUUCCUAAAAAAUACUACCCUUUGAUUAUUCAAAUCCUUUAUUUUUUUAUGGCCUUUGGUACAGUAUUUUAUAUCGAUAAGUUUCCACGCAGAAGUAUAUUCAUGAUAGGUGCUGCCACUAUGGCCAUAGUCAAUGCAUUCUGCUCAUUUAUUAGUUUCUUUGAUUUCGAAAAUCAGCCCGAACAAGUUUUCAAGUGGAUCUUCAUCGUGAGCAAUUUAUCAUUAGUGUUGUGUUUCGGUGCUUCUGUGCAACCGAUAAACAGCGCCAUAAAAUCUGAACUUUAUCCUCAGGCGGUGAAGGGAUUUUGUGGAUCACUCGGAGUUAUAAGUCAGGCGUUGGCCCUAAUAGUUAUGUAUCAAUUAUACAAUUGAAGAGUGAUAUUCCAAAACUCGCUUUGUCCAUUUUCACAACUUUUCAGGAGAGAGGAAAAACAGUUUCCCUUUAAACGGGUAAAUUGGCUUUUUAGGCGAGUUUAGCACUUUAUUUGGGUGGAUUUAUGAUGUAGGAGUGUAGGUAUACAUUUCAUCCACUAAAUACUGCUGAAAAAAAGUUCAAUAAAAAUGGACAAAGCGCGUUUUGGAACAUUAUUUUUUUUUUAAAUUUUUAGUGAAUUGGCUAUUUAGGUGAGUUUAACACCUCAUUUUGGUAGGUUAAUGAUGUGGGAAUGUGAGUUAAUACUUCAUCUACCAGGUACCACUGAAAACCCAACUUUGAUAAAAAUGGACAAAGCGAGUUUUGGAAUAUCACUCUUCAAUUUCAUCAAAGCUCACUCUCAUCUAUAUUUAAUGUACAUAGUUUUAUCUGUUAAUUCGAUUGUCCUAUAUUUAGUUAUAUAUUAUCUCCUACCGGAAGGUCGUGGCACGUUCCUUACAGAUUUACAAGAGAAAUUCAAGGAGGAAUUGAAAUCAUCCAACACCUCAAAUGUUGAAAAAAAUUCUCAAAAUUUAUAUCCAUAAGUAGGUAGGUAGAUACUUUUUUAACUGACUGAACGGCUUAUUUCAACAUGGUGGUAUGUUAGGCUCAUUGAGUUGAAGGGGAGGGGGAAGAGGAUUAUUAAAUAGGUACUUUGGGUGAUAUUGAAAAUUGUUUGAAAACGCAAUGGCUCAACUUUCACUUAAUUUUACCAAUACGUACCCAAUUAUUUUACCGUUUGUUUUAUAAACAGGUAGCUUCAAGUGUUAUAAAAUUUGUUGUAAAAAUGUUUGAGAAAUUAAAUCACAAUUUCUAGCACAGUUUUGAAGUUCUUUUUAAAUUUUUCAGCACAAAUGUACCUACAUUUUCAAGGUCAUAACUAAAGAUCACUUGAGAAAAUAAAAAGCUUUGAAAUCCAAACAACAUAAUGUAGAAAUUUUAAGCGAUUGAAAUGAUCUUUUUUCUAGGUUGAUACUUCCUCCUGACCCCCCGAAGUGGUGACCUCUGGUGAGAAAAUAAUUCCCUAUUUUUUUAUUUUUUCUGUUUUCAAAAAACUCGGGCUGUAUAGUGGGCCGCUCAAUUUUCAAAAAUGUUAUAAAAUACAAAUUC
Planococcus citri (citrus mealybug) is the source of this 2794-nucleotide messenger RNA. RefSeq lists its product as uncharacterized. Gene Ontology annotation, molecular function: transmembrane transporter activity. The transcript is spliced from 3 exons. Lineage: Eukaryota; Metazoa; Arthropoda; Insecta; Hemiptera; Pseudococcidae. Gene Ontology annotation, biological process: transmembrane transport. Gene Ontology annotation, cellular component: membrane. The record is from RefSeq and is a predicted model, not a curated record. The coding region runs from base 415 to 1644 and encodes 409 amino acids.